AUGGAAGCGGAACAUGAACGCAGAGAGCUGGUGGAGGAGCUCAAGUCGGCGGUGCAGGGCAUCGUCGACGUGGCCGUGCACAGCCACAACGCCGCCGGCGAGGAGGCCGAGGCCGUGGGUGAGUCCAAGAGCCUGACCGAGCAGAAUUCGAACGUGCGCCGACUGCUCAAGAGCAUCGAGGACGUGCUCCACCACCAGGUCAAGCCGCCGCGCUUCGGGCAAGUGCCCAAGGUGUGGAAGUAUUUGGAGAACCUCGACCAGUGCCUCCCCGGCACGACCGGCACCCUACAAUCUGUGCGACAGUAUGGAGACAGCGACUACGCGCGGGUACGAUUAUUCAUCCGGCUGGCGCUCAACGAGCGCGCCCUCUCCGAGUACCUCUCGGCCCUCGCCUGGAAUCAGUCGCUCACCACAAACUACUACAAGGAGGAGGCGAUCCUACGACACGACGAGCCGCUGGACACUGUGUUCCUGCUCCUGGAGAACCUCAACAAAUUCAAUUUUGCCCUGGUGCUCAAGGACAAGGAGCUCGAACGACCGCGGUACUGGGACCUCGCGCCCGUGCACAGCCCACCACCGCAGACAGAGCCAAAGCGCGAGCCGUCGGACGGCGAUAGAGAGAACAGCGCCGGCAGCGGUGCUGGGCUGAAGGCACUCACGUCUAUCGUGUCGGCCGUGUCGGCUGUGGUGGAGGUGGCCGGCGUGGGCGGCACAGUCGACUACCCGGCGGCCGUGGCGCCCAAGCGAUCGAAGGCACGAAAGGGACGGACCAACCGACGACGCAGCAUCACCCUGCCCAGUCCGCCAUCCGAGCCGCAGUCGGAAGGCGGCAAUGACAGUGCCUCUUCGACGACGCCCAACGGCACGACGACCGUCGCGGACGAAGGGAAGAACGAAAGCGACAAAGAAAAGAGCGAAAGCGAUUCUGGAAGGAACGAAGGGGUAGAGGGGUAUGAUGGUGAGAGCAGCGGUGAGGAGGAGCACGGUGAUGCGAGUGACGAAGACAAGAAUGAAGACGGCGGCAGUGAAGAGCAGGAAAGCGUGAACGCCGGCGGGCAAAAGACGAACGAAGACGAAUGGAGGCAAGGUGGGGUGGCGGGCGAGUCUAGCGACGGAGAGCUGCACGGCGAAUCCGACCAGGAGGAGGACAACGCCGACACCGAGCUGCAGGAGCGUUUGAAGAAGACGCAGGAGAGGCUGCGUCAGCUCCAACAGGAGCUCAGCAAAGCGCAAGCGAGCGCCUUUGGUGCGAUGACUGGCCACGGCGAUGAGACGAGUCCGCCCAAGGCCGAACAGCCCAUCGCGACCACAAAGGCUGUCAGCACAGUGCCACUCCCGGCCCAGGAAGCACAGGAGGAGGUGACGGUGGAUGCAGGGGACGAGGCCAAGGCCACCACCACAACCGGGGUGGCCGCGCCGGCGUCGAACAACGGCACCGGCGGUGGCGAGACUGCGACGGCGAUCAUCGAGCGCAAGGCGUCGUCGGGACUGAUGGUCAAGGGCCGCGCCAAGAAGCCCAAGCGGAUCGUGUCGAUCAUGGACGCCGGGAUCGAUGAAAAGGCCUACCACGAGGACAAGCUCAAGCGCAUACUCGACCAGAAAGAGAACGACGAGGAGGAAAAAGCGAAAGAGAGGGGCAAAAAGAACGAAAAAAGCGACGCCGCCACCACCGCGGCGGCAGCGCUGGCGGUGGUCGAGGAGGGGCUGAAGGGAUUGGCGCCAGGUUCACGGGCGAGCGUCGACGAGAGGGAGGAGCUCAUGUUCAACAUGAUCAAGAGCGUCGAGGACUUCACGCACCAGAUGCUCGGCGAUGAGGCCAACCGGCCAUCGCCGUCACCAUCGCCUUCACCAUCGCCCUCGCCCUCGCCGGCACCUUCGCCGCAGCUGCCCCGCGAGUCCACCCCGCCACCGCAGAACUCGUCGUCUUCGCUGUCGUUCGAGAAGGCCAACGGCUGGGGAGGAGGCGCGCAGCCGCCACCACCGAUGACAACGGCCGCCGCGCCGGCUGCUGCGGUCGUCAAGCCAACGCCGCCGGCGCGGUUCGACAAGGCCGCGCUGUCGAAUCUGAUGUCGCUGGGCUCGGUGGCGGCGUCGGACGCGAUCGAGCACCACCACGAGUUCUACCCGGCGGCGGCGAUGCUGGCAACUGGCGGCUCAGGCUACUUCUCCCCGUCCUACGUCGCCAACUCGCCGCUGGCCGACCGGGCUGCCAUGGCUCGCCCGAAGCCGCCGGCCUCGGGCCUGGGGUCAUCGAGCAGCGGGCUGGGCGGCGCGCAGGGGUCGCGCUGGCGUUCGAAUGCUUCGAGCGGGCGGCGGGAGCCGGUGGCGAAGGCGCCAACGAGCCAGGGCGACACGAGCGACAGCGAGGACGAGGCGGGCAGACGCGACCUGACCGAGGCCGACUUCCGGGGUCUGCUGGGCGGCAUACGGUAUUGCAACUACACGGGGCUGUACUACUGUCCGCGCUGUCACCAAAACGAGAAGGCACUCGUUCCCGCACACAUCGUCCGUAAAUGGGACAUGAAAGAACACAAGGUGAGCAGUUGGGCGAAGGAAUACAUCGAGUCCAAUCUGAACCGACCAACGCUCAACAUCGCCUCCAUCAACCCUCAACUCUACCUGGAAGAGCUGCGAAAGCCCUUGACGGUGAUCGGCGAGUUCGUGCAGACAUGCAAGGACCGCUCGCGGCUCACGCAGUCGCUGGCCCAGGCGCAGCGCGAGUACCUCAUCGAGAACACGCACCGCUACUCCCUGCGCGACCUCGUCGACGUCUCCAAGAAUCGCUUCAUUCCUUUUCUCCAGAAGGUCAUCGAGGAAUAUGUCGCGCACAUUACGAGCGUGUGUGCGGUGUGCAAGGGCAAAGCACACUUCUGCGAGCUGUGCGCGGACGAGGACAACCUCGUGUUCCCGUUCCAGCUCCACCGCAUCGCCCGAUGCGAGGAGUGCAAGUCCUAUUUUCACAAAGUGAUGGGGAGUGGCCGGCCGUGUCCCAAGUGCGAGCGGGUGCGAGCGAUGAAGGAGCGGCUGCAGCGCGAGGCCCAGCGCGAGCAGGAGCUCAACCUGAAGGACUCGUACGGCCUCAGCUCCCUGCCGCCCUACCCGGUCUACAAGGGCAGCGCCGGCAGCGGUGGCGGUGGCGGUGCCGGGCGGCAGCAGCUGGCGGCCUCGGGCGGUGGGCGGGCGCAGCUCACCGCGUCGGGGCGGCAGAUCACCUACGUCCCGUCGCAGCAGCCGCGACGAGGGACCGGUCCAUCGUCGUCGACGGCCAGAUCUGGGCACUAG
This is a messenger RNA of Acanthamoeba castellanii str. Neff, 3282 nucleotides long. Its product is annotated as RUN domain containing protein. The coding region runs from base 1 to 3282 and encodes 1093 amino acids. The record is from RefSeq and is a predicted model, not a curated record. The transcript is spliced from 11 exons. NCBI's taxonomy places the organism in Eukaryota, Discosea, Longamoebia, Acanthamoebidae.